Sphenostylis stenocarpa is the source of this 687-nucleotide messenger RNA. Lineage: Eukaryota; Viridiplantae; Streptophyta; Magnoliopsida; Fabales; Fabaceae. The record is from the annotation of a GenBank genome assembly.
AUGUCAAUGUUCGCGAGCACGCCCCAGCAGAAUGUUGAGAAAUCGUUCGAGGCGUUCUACGAGGGGUGGCUUGCGCGGCACGAGAUUUUGUUUGAGCAGCUUCAGAGUGUGACGCCUGAUGAUGACAGUGUUCAACAGAGGAAGCUGAUAGAGCAAGUUCUGUGUCACUAUGAGCAAUUUUUGGAAGAGAAAUCGAACGUGGCGAACGGCGACGUUUUCAUUCUCUUUUCCUCGCCCUGGCUUUCUUCCUACGAGAGGUCUCUGCUCUGGAAUGGGGACUACAAGCCCUCGCUCAUUCUCCGUCUCGCGGACGGCGCCGUCAAGAGCUUAACGCCAGAGCAGAGGGAGAAAAUGGAGCGUGUGAGAGACGAGACGAAGCGAGCCGAGAGAGAGGUUUCCGAGGCAAUGGCUUCCGUUCAAGAGAGCAUGGCGAGUCCGCACAUGGUGGCGCUUAUCAGAAUGGUUGACGGCGAGAAAACGGAGCAGGAAACGGCUCUUCAGGGUCUCAAGGAGGCGCUUAAGAAGGUUUCCGAGAGAGGAGACGCGCUCCGCGCGUUGACGAUGAAGAAGGCGGUGGAGAUCUUAAGCCCGCCGCAGACGGUGCAAUUAUUGACGGCGACGAUGCGAUUUCAGAUGCGCGUAAGGAAGUACGGUUUGCACCGAGACGAGGUUGGACCGUCACAUUGA